Colletotrichum higginsianum IMI 349063 is the source of this 1086-nucleotide messenger RNA. RefSeq names its product Cytochrome c peroxidase. The transcript is spliced from 3 exons. The record is from RefSeq and is a predicted model, not a curated record. The coding region runs from base 1 to 1086 and encodes 361 amino acids. Lineage: Eukaryota; Fungi; Ascomycota; Sordariomycetes; Glomerellales; Glomerellaceae. Gene Ontology annotation, biological process: hydrogen peroxide catabolic process; cellular response to oxidative stress; response to reactive oxygen species. Gene Ontology annotation, molecular function: peroxidase activity; heme binding.
AUGGCCUCUUCCACGAGACAGUUCGCCCGCGCGGCGCUGAGAUCCUCUACUCGCACCUCCUUCGCCGUCGCCCCCCGCCAGGCCUUCCGCCAGCAGGGCCGUCGCUUCUACUCCUCUGAGCCUGCCAAGUCCGGCAGCUCGACCUGGCUCUGGCUCUCCGGGCUGGCCGUUGCUGGCGCCGGUGGUGCCUACCUCUACACUAAGGAGGGUGGUGUUUCCGCCGGCUCGACUCCCAAGGUCGUCAACCCCACAAAGGCCGACUACGAGAAGGUGUACAAGGUCAUUGCCGAUCGCCUUGAGGAGAACGACCAGUAUGACGACGGCAGCUACGGCCCCGUCCUUGUCCGUCUCGCAUGGCACGCCAGCGGUACCUUUGACAAGGAGACCGGCACUGGUGGCAGCAACGGCGCCACCAUGCGUUUCGCUCCCGAGUCUGACCACGGUGCCAACGCCGGUCUGAAGGCUGCCCGCGACUUCCUUGAGCCCGUUAAGCAGCAAUUCCCCUGGAUCACCUACUCUGACCUCUGGAUCCUCGGCGGCGUCGCCGCCAUCCAGGAGAUGCAGGGCCCCAUUAUUCCCUACCGUCCCGGCCGCAAAGACGGCGAGGCUGCCGCCUGCACCCCUGACGGCCGUCUCCCCGACGCCACGAAGCGCGAGAAGCACCUCCGCGAUAUCUUCUACCGCAUGGGAUUCAACGACCAGGAGAUCGUCGCCCUGUCCGGCGCCCACGCUCUUGGCCGUUGCCACACUGACCGCUCCGGUUUCGACGGCCCCUGGACCUUCUCCCCUACCGUCUUGACCAACGACUACUACAAGCUUCUCCUCAACGAGAAGUGGCAGUGGAAGAAGUGGGAUGGUCCCGCUCAGUACGAGGACAAGAGCACCAAGUCCCUGAUGAUGCUCCCCGCCGACUACGCCCUGAUCCAGGACAAGACCUUCAAGAAGUAUGUCGAGCAGUACGCCAAGGACAACGAGGCCUUCUUCAAGGACUUCUCCAACGUCAUCGUCAAGCUGUUCGAGCUCGGCGUGCCCUUCUCCCAGGGCGCCGAGGAGCGCUGGACCUUCAAGCCCACUUGGCAGGACUAA